Molecule: messenger RNA, 4106 nt
Organism: Seriola aureovittata
Lineage: Eukaryota; Metazoa; Chordata; Actinopteri; Carangiformes; Carangidae
Gene: glg1a
Product: golgi glycoprotein 1a
Exons: 28
Coding region: 192-3800 (1202 amino acids)
Cellular component (GO): Golgi membrane
Molecular function (GO): fibroblast growth factor binding
Source: RefSeq, a predicted model, not a curated record
CACGUUUCCAUGGUGGUUGUGUGAUUGGAUGACUCAGAGCAUGAACCCAUACGCACUCGUGAAUUAUUCAUGAGCUGUCCAAUGCCAUCUAGAAAGAAAGGGGGGGGGGGGAUCCUUCUGCAACUUUACUCCUAGUUCCCAUAUUUCCGACAGCUCCUGAAUGCAGCAGCAGGCUGACUGGCUCUGUGAAGAUGGCGGACUGUAUACGUGUUCCUCUGCCCCUGCUUUUGAUGUGCAUCUUGUCGUCUGUGCAUCCACUUCGAGGAGAUAACAAUGCCGUCGCCAGACUUGCUGGUAAUGCCGAUAACCUCCCGAACCCAGCCGGAGGUCCGGGGCCGGCUGCGGUGAACCCGGGAGCCGCUGAGAGGAACCUGGGCGCUGGGGCCUCGCUUCCUCGGAGGCGCUCUGCCGGCUGGAAGUUGGCAGAGGAGGCGGUGUGCAGGGAGGACCUGACCCGGCUUUGCCCCAAACAUUCCUGGAACAAUAACUUGGCGGUGUUGGAGUGUCUCCAGGACAAGAAAGAGGAAACUGAGAUUGCCGCCGAAUGCAACCAUCUGCUGUGGAACUACAAGCUGAACCUGACCACCGACCCGAAGUUUGAGUCCGUAGCCGUGGAGGUCUGCAAGACGACCAUCUCCGAGAUUAAAGAAUGUGCGGCGGAGGAGCUGGGGAAGGGCUACCUGGUGUCCUGCCUGGUGGAUCACCGCAGCAACAUCAGCGACUACCAGUGCAACCAGUACAUCACCAAGAUGACCACCAUCGUCUUCAGCGACUACCGGCUGAUCUGCGGCUUCAUGGACAAGUGCCGCGACGACAUCAACACCCUGCGCUGCGGCAGCAUCAGCACGGGAGAGAAGGACGUCCACUCUCAGGGCGAGGUCAUCGCCUGUCUGGAGAAAGGUUUGGUGCGGGAGGCCGAGGAGCAGCCGGGGGCGCACGCCAUCAAGGACGACUGCAAGAAGGCCAUCAUGAGGGUCGCCGAACUCUCCUCUGACGACUUCCACCUGGACCGCUACCUCUACUUCUCCUGCCGCGAGGACCGCGAGCGCUUCUGUGAGAAUACUCUGGCCGGGGAAGGACGAGUUUACAAAUGUCUUUUCAAUCACAAGUUUGAGGAGGCGAUGUCAGAGAGGUGCCGCGAGGCGCUGACCACCAGGCAGAAGCUGAUCGCUCAGGACUACAAGGUGAGCUACUCGCUGGCCAAAGCCUGCAAGUCCGACCUGAGGAAGUACCGCUGCAGCGUGGACACCAACAUGCCCCGAGCCCGAGAAGCUCGCCUGUCCUACCUGCUGCUGUGUCUGGAGUCUGCUGUGCAUCGAGGUCGUGUGGUCAGCGGCGAGUGUCAGGGCGAGAUGAUGGACUACAGGCGGAUGCUGAUGGAGGAUUUCUCUCUGAGUCCCGAGAUCGUGCUGCACUGCCGCAGCGAGAUCGAGGGUCACUGCUCCGGGCUGCACCGCAAAGGACGGACGCUGCACUGCCUGAUGAGGGUGGGCCGAGGGGACAUGGGAUCAAUCGAUCCCAACUGUCAGAGAGCGCUCCAGACUCUGAUCCAGGAAGCCGACCCCGGAGCCGACUACCGCAUCGACCGCGCGCUGAACGAGGCGUGCGAGUCCGUCAUCCAGACCGCCUGCAAACACAUCCGGAACGGAGACCCCAUGAUCCUGUCGUGUCUGAUGGAGCAUCUGUACACCGAGAAGAUGGUGGAGGACUGUGAGCACAGGCUGCUGGAGCUGCAGUACUUCAUCGCCAGGGACUGGAAGUUGGAUCCCAUCCUGUAUAAGAAAUGUCAGGGCGAUGCAGCCCGGCUCUGUCACACUCACGGCUGGAACGAGACCAAUGAGAUGAUGCCCCCCGGCGCCAUUUUCUCCUGCCUGUACCGCCACGCCUACCGCUCUGUGGAGCAGGGACGCAGGCUCCACGCUGGAGCGUCUGAGGCAGAAAACCCCGGCGCCACUCUCUCCAGGGACUGUAAGGUGGAGGUGCAGAGGAUCCUCCACCAGAGGGCGCUGGACGUGAAGCUGGACCCCGAGCUGCAGAGACGCUGCAUGACCGACCUGGGGAAGUGGUGCAGCGAGAAGACGGAGGCCGGACAGGAGCUGGAGUGUCUGCAGGACCACCUGGAGGAUCUGGUGUCGGACUGCAAGGACGUGGUGGGAAACCUGACCGAACUGGAGUCAGAGGAUAUUCAGAUCGAGGCGCUGCUGAUGAGAGCCUGUGAACCCGUCAUCCAAACCCACUGCCACGAGGUUGCUGAUAAUCAGAUCGACACCGGGGAUCUGAUGGAGUGUUUGGUCCAGAACAAACACCAGAAGGAGAUGAACGAGAAGUGUGCGGUGGGAGUGACGCACUUCCAGCUGAUUCAGAUCAAAGAUUUCCGUUUCUCCUACAAGUUCAAGACGGCCUGCAAGGAAGACGUCCUCAAACUGUGUCCCAACAUCAAGAAGAAGGUGGACGUGGUGAUCUGCCUCAGCACCACGGUGAGGAACGACACGCUGCAGGAGGCCAAGGAGCAGCGAGUGUCCGUCAAAUGUCGUAAACAGCUGCGGGUGGAGGAGGUGGAGAUGUCGGAGGACAUCCGUCUGGAGCCGGAGCUGUACGACUCCUGUAAGCAGGACAUCACCAGACUGUGUCAGAACGUCGCCUACGGCAACGCACAGGUCAUCGAGUGUCUGAAGGAGAACAAGCGUCAGCUGACUUCACGCUGCCACCAGCGGAUCUUCAAGCUGCAGGAGGUGGAGAUGGUUGAUCCUGAGCUGGACUACCAGCUGAUGAGAGUCUGCAAGCACAUGAUCAGGCGGUUCUGCACGGAGUCGGAGGGGAAGAACACGCUUCAGUGUCUGAAGCAGAACAAGAACAGCGAGCUGAUGGAUCCCAAGUGCAAACAGAUGAUCACGAAGAGACAGAUCACUCAGAACACCGACUACAGGCUGAACCCGGUGCUGAGGAAAGCCUGUAAAGCCGACAUCCCAAAGUUCUGUCAACCCAUCCUGAACAAGGCGACGGCGGACAGCGAGCUGGAGGGUCAGGUCAUCUCCUGCCUCAAACUCAAAUACGCCGACCAGGUCAGAGUCUCGACUCGUUUGUCCUCAGACUGCGAGGAUCAGAUCCGGGUCAUCCUGCAGGAGUCGGCGCUGGACUACAGGCUGGACCCUCAGCUGCAGAUCCACUGCACACAGGAGAUCUCCAGGCUGUGUCCGGAGGAGGCAGCAGCUCAGGAGCAGACGGGGCAGGUGGAGGAGUGUUUGAAGGUCAACCUGCUGAAGAUCAAACAGGAAGGAUGUAAGAAGGAGGUGUUGAACAUGCUGAAGGAGAGCAAGGCGGACAUCUUCGUCGACCCUGUCCUUCACACAGCCUGCGCCCUGGACAUCAAACACCACUGUGCAGCCAUCCCACCCGGCAGGGGGCGCCAGAUGUCGUGUCUCAUGGAGGCGCUGCAGGACAAACGCGUUCGUCUGCAGCCCGAGUGCAAGAAGAGGCUUCAGGAUCGCAUCGACAUGUGGAGCUACGCCGCCAAGGUGGCUCCCGCCGAGGGUUUCUCGGACCUGGCCAUGCAGGUGAUGACGUCACCGUCCAAGAACUACAUCCUGACUGUGAUUGGUGCAGGCGUGGCGCUGCUCUUCAUGCUGGGGCUGCUCUGCGGCCGAUUCACCAAACGCGUCACUCAGGAGCUGAAGGACAGCGAGCGAGCGCCCCUCCUUCCUGCAGGGGGGAGGAGGGAGGGAGGGGGGAGGAAGCAGGCGGCGAAGGCUCAGAGUCCUCCGGGGAUCUACCUGCUCCAGCGGCCGGCUGUAGGGCAGUGAACGCCUCUUUUGAUUUCGGACCGUGAGCGUCUGCAGGACGCUGUGUGAUCUCCGGUCGGUUCCUCGCAGUUCUCGUUGUCCGACGCGAUGACGACUAGAACGUUUUUUUGAUUUUAAGUUUGUGAUGAUAAAAGAUCUUUUUGUAAACAAUGUUUUGUGUCUGAAUCCAUGGAGUUUGUGAUCAUCAGAUUUUUUUUUUUUUUUUUUUUUCUCUCUGUCCACUUUUCCUUUCGGUUUCUUUUUGUUGUUCUGUACAGAUGAAAAUUGGACAGUUUGUUAAUAAUAAUAAAGUCUGCAAGGUUUCUA